Messenger RNA from Salarias fasciatus (jewelled blenny), 1344 nucleotides. It is a transcript of the gene necab3, whose product is annotated as N-terminal EF-hand calcium binding protein 3. Gene Ontology annotation, cellular component: endoplasmic reticulum; cytoplasm; Golgi cis cisterna. Lineage: Eukaryota; Metazoa; Chordata; Actinopteri; Blenniiformes; Blenniidae. Gene Ontology annotation, biological process: regulation of amyloid precursor protein biosynthetic process. Bases 121 to 1218 code for a protein of 365 amino acids. The record is from RefSeq and is a predicted model, not a curated record. Gene Ontology annotation, molecular function: calcium ion binding. The transcript is spliced from 13 exons.
CGUCUGCUGCCCACAUUCCCACUUGACAUCUCUCGCACCUGCAACCUGCGCCUCUCCUCCGCGGCGACAGCUUCACUCCAGCAGUUUUCAUCCUCCAGAGGUGUCUCGACGCGUCCAAAGAUGCUGGCUUGUACGGAGAUGAUCACUAUGUGCCUGCAGUCGGCCAAGCAGAAGCAUCUCCGGGCUCAGCUGCAGCUGCAGCAGCAGCAGCCGCCGCUGCAAAGCGCCGGACAGGGGCUGACCAUCUUCCAUGAUAUUUUCCGCAGAGCAGACAAAAACGAUGAUGGGAAGUUGUCAUUUGACGAGUUCAACACUUACUUUGCCGAUGGGAUCCUGACCACUGAGGAGCUGCAGGAGCUCUUCUACUCCAUAGACGGUCGACAGAAUAACAAUCUGGACACCGACAAGCUAUCAGAUUAUUUUUCUCAGCACCUUGGAGAGUAUCUGAAUGUACUCUCUGCACUGGAGCACCUGAAUAUCGCCAUUUUGAAGGCCAUGGAUAAAACUAAGGCGGAGUACCAGGACGCCAGCGUUUUGGGCCAGUUUGUCACCCGGUUCAUGCUGAGGGAGACGUCCAGCCAGCUGCUGUCCCUGCAGAGGUCCCUGCAAUGUGCCAUGGAGGCUGUGGAGGAGCAGAGCAGCCCGGCCCCGAGAGAGGUAAAGGCUCCGGAGCUGACAGCAGGACAGAGAAAUGGCAGGCGGUGUGGUCGCAGGGUUCAUAAUAACAUGUGCAUGUCCCCAUCUGAUCCCUGCAAAGGGAUCCUGACCACAGGCGUCAGCAUGGAAGACGGAGAGAACUGGUGCUCCCAGAUUAACAGGUUGCAGCAACUCUUGGAUAAACUGGAAUGCCAGAGUCCCAAGUUGGAGCCACUCAAGGAGGACACACUGGCCAGCACAUACAAGUCUAACAUCCUACUAGUUCAGAGGCAGAUGUCAGUGACUGAUGACGAUCUGGACGACUUCCGCAAAGUGCUGAAGAGCUACAUCGACGCCACCUCUGCCCACUCUGACAACCUGCACGUGUCUGUUCAGAAGCUCCCAGGAAAGUCGUGUUACAUAAUGUAUGAGUUCUGGCAAGACCGCAUCUCCUGGAUGAGCUAUCUUCAGUCCAACAGCAGUAAAGAUUUCCAGCGCUGCGUCAUCGACAUGCUGGAAGACGCUGAAACCGUCUCUACUAUGUUGCUCCCAGCGUCGUGGUGGAUUAUGACUAACAACUAGCAGCCCAAUCCAGAGUGUGACAUCCACUGCCUACACUGUCACAUGGACAAAGGCACACUGGCGCAUCAACCCACCCACUCUCUCACUCCACACACACACACACACACACACACACACACACACACA